AUGAUUAUUCGUUCGCCGGAACCAGAAGUCAAAAUUUUGGUAGAUAGGGAUCCCGUCAAAACUUCUUUUGAGGAAUGGGCCAGACCUGGUCAUUUCUCAAGAACAAUAGCUAAAGGACCUGAUACUACUACUUGGAUCUGGAACCUACAUGCUGAUGCUCACGAUUUCGAUAGCCAUACCAGUGAUUUGGAGGAGAUUUCUCGAAAAGUAUUUAGUGCUCAUUUCGGCCAACUCUCCAUCAUCUUUCUUUGGCUGAGUGGCAUGUAUUUUCACGGUGCUCGUUUUUCCAAUUAUGAAGCAUGGCUAAGUGAUCCUACUCACAUUGGACCUAGCGCCCAAGUGGUUUGGCCAAUAGUGGGUCAAGAAAUAUUAAAUGGUGAUGUGGGUGGAGGUUUCCGAGGAAUCCAAAUAACCUCGGGUUUUUUCCAGAUUUGGAGAGCUUCGGGAAUAACUAGUGAAUUACAACUUUAUUGUACCGCAAUUGGUGCAUUGGUAUUUGCAGCCUUAAUGCUUUUUGCUGGUUGGUUCCAUUAUCACAAAGCUGCUCCAAAAUUGGCUUGGUUCCAAGAUGUAGAAUCUAUGUUGAAUCACCAUUUAGCAGGACUACUAGGACUUGGGUCUCUUUCUUGGGCGGGGCAUCAAGUACAUGUAUCUUUACCAAUUAACCAAUUUCUAAAUGCUGGAGUAGAUCCUAAAGAGAUCCCACUUCCUCAUGAAUUUAUCUUGAACCGGGAUCUUUUGGCUCAACUGUAUCCCAGUUUUGCUGAGGGAGCAACUCCCUUUUUCACCUUGAAUUGGUCAAAAUAUUCGGAAUUUCUUACUUUUCGUGGAGGAUUAGAUCCAGUAACUGGGGGUCUAUGGCUAACCGAUAUUGCACACCAUCAUUUAGCUAUUGCAAUUCUUUUCCUUAUUGCAGGUCACAUGUAUAGGACUAACUGGGGCAUUGGUCACGGUAUAAAAGAUAUUUUAGAGUCUCAUAAAGGUCCAUUUACAGGCCAGGGCCAUAAAGGCCUAUAUGAGAUCCUAACAACGUCAUGGCAUGCUCAAUUAUCUCUUAACCUAGCUAUGUUAGGUUCUUUAACCAUUGUUGUAGCUCACCAUAUGUAUUCCAUGCCCCCUUAUCCAUAUAUAGCUACUGACUAUGGUACACAACUGUCAUUGUUCACGCAUCACAUGUGGAUUGGUGGAUUUCUCAUAGUUGGUGGUGCUGCGCAUGCAUCCAUUUUUAUGAUAAGAGACUAUGAUCCAACUACUCGGUAUAACGAUUUAUUAGACUGUGUCCUUAGACAAGUGCAGAAACAACGUGUAACACAUUUAUUUAAGUAUUACGUAAAAAAUAUCUAUCAUUCCAUAAUCGUUAAGUAA
Molecule: messenger RNA, 1365 nt
Organism: Linum tenue
Lineage: Eukaryota; Viridiplantae; Streptophyta; Magnoliopsida; Malpighiales; Linaceae
Source: the annotation of a GenBank genome assembly